AUCAUCUCCCACCAAUCCCAACCCCCAAUAUGUUCGACUCGGCUCAGCUCGACUCGUUCCGGCACGGCCUUUUGCACCAAGUCACGCCACGCGUUAUGCGCGAUAGUUUAACCGCCGCGCCAGGACGGUGCAGCUGAUACGUGUAUAUGCGGAUUCCGAAAUGGCACCAGCAAUCAGCAAAUUCGCCACUAGACGCACGCUGGCCGGUGCGGUCGCGAUCAGCACAUUGAUAUGGAUACUGAGGAAUCGCAGCAGGAGACGGACACCAAAGACCAGGAACCAGUGGCCUGUUAGCAACGACAUCCAGUAUGUCAUCAAAGAGGAGAAACCGAAAAGUCCCAAAGCCCAGGUGAACGCCGUCUUCUUCCACAGGCUGUAUCAGUUACUCAAGAUUGGUAUCCCUGGUAUAAUGUCAUCAGAAUUUGGCUACGUUCUUCUGGUGGCAGUUGCCCUGGUCGCUAGGACCCUGUGUGACCUAUGGUUGAUCAAUAAAGGAACUCUGAUAGAAACAUCGAUUGUCAGCAUGAACGGACCAUUGUUUAGGAAUCAUUUGUUAAAUUUCGCAACUGUGAUACCAGUGAUAUCGAUCGUGAAUAAUAUAAUGAAGUAUGGCUUAAGCGAAAUAAAAUUGAGAUUACGUACAAACAUCACACGUCACUUGCUGGAACAUUAUCUUAAAGGCUUUACCUAUUAUAAAAUGAGUAACUUGGACACUCGUAUUUCGAAUCCGGAUCAACUCUUGACUACUGACAUUGAUAAGUUUUGCGAUAGCUGUACGGAUCUUUAUAGCAACAUAGCAAAACCUUUGUUAGACAUCAGUAUCUAUAUAUAUAAAUUAACUUCUACCAUUGGUGGACAGACGCCAUUAUUAAUACUCUCCUAUCUGGUAAUAGCUGGGACUUUUUUGACUCAUCUUCGCAAACCUAUUGGAGCUAUGACUGUCAAAGAACAACGACUGGAAGGGGAGUAUCGUCAUAUCAAUUCAAGAUUGAUCACCAACUCUGAGGAAAUAGCCUUCUAUGGAGGAAAUAACAGGGAAAAAUUGACAUUGUUAGCUAGCUUUCACAAACUUAUGACUCAUCUUCGUAAAUUCCUGGAAUUCAGAGUUUUUAUGGGCAUCAUAGAUAACUUCGUUGCAAAAUAUUUUGCUACCAUUGUCGGUUUCUAUGCGGUGAGCGUACCCUUCUUCCAGGAGAAUCAUCCUGUGCUCUCCGGCACGGCCAAUCAUAGAUUCAAAUCGUACUACACGUACGGCCGAAUGCUGGUGAAGCUGGCCGAGGCGGUCGGCCGAUUGGUGUUGGCCGGCAGAGAACUGACGCGUCUGGCGGGAUUCACGGCUCGGGUCACCGAGAUCAAGAAGGUCCUCGACGACCUGAACGCCGGGAAAUAUGAGAGAACGAUGAUCUCCGAUCAUAAGAACAAUGCGAUCGGUUAUCCCGGUGGCGGCAAAAUUGUGCCGCGCGAUAACAUCAUACGGUUCGAUCAGGUACCACUGGUGACUCCGAACGGAGAUGUGCUUAUCAAGGAACUGUCCUUUGAAGUUAAGUCCCGGAUGAACGUGCUGGUUUGCGGUCCGAACGGUUGCGGCAAGAGCUCCAUGUUUAGAAUUCUUGGAGAACUGUGGCCGGUCUGGGCAGGAAGUAUUACGAAACCACCGCGCGGUAAACUAUUCUACAUACCGCAACGUCCUUAUAUGACGCUGGGCACACUGAGAGACCAGAUCAUUUAUCCCCACACUAAAGCCGAGAUGAAGAGACGCGGUAACGCCAACGACGAGGAUCUCAAGAAGUUCUUGGAAUUGGUGCAAUUAACUCAUCUACUCGAAAGAGAAAAUCUAACUAACAGUGAAGGACAAGGUUGGGAUGCGGUCGCCGACUGGAUGGAUGUUUUAUCGGGUGGCGAGAAACAACGUAUAGCAAUGGCUCGGUUAUUUUAUCACAAACCGCAAUUCGCGAUUCUGGAUGAGUGCACGAGCGCCGUCAGUGUCGAUGUUGAGGAUUCCAUGUACAGAUAUUGCAGACAGGAAAACAUCACGCUGUUUACAGUCUCGCAUCGUCGUUCCCUCUGGAAGCACCACGAGUACUAUUUACACAUGGACGGUCGAGGAGGCUACGAAUUCAAGCCGAUCGAACAUGACACGAUUGAAUUCGGAUCAUGAAUUCUUGCGUCCCUUGCACACGCGAGAACGCAUCUACUUGCAAGGGACAUCUAAUUUAGCCUAUUUAACAACUUUAAUGUUAAACAAAAUUUAAAUAACCAUAUAAAGACUAGUAAUUAUUUAUAGGUGCUCCAUUUGUGAGUAUUAAACAUACAAUGCAUAAUAAUACAAGAUAUAUCCACAGAAUAUGAUAUAUAUGAUGGAGUAAAAGCAAAUGACGGGAUCAUUCUCAGCGCGUCAUUGAUUUUUGCAAAUAAUUCAACUUGCAAUGCACAAUGAUAUAUUUUUCUAUCAAUGUUUUUAUGAGAUAUAGUAAUAUAAUUGUGGAAUGCACUUGGAGCUUGGAAUGACUAUGACAUCGUCAUAUAUGUAUAUGAUACUUUUAGAUCCUCUGAUCCUUAGGUAUUUACGCAGUGUAAUUCUGUAAAUAUAUUCCUAGAUACAUAGAUUUGCAAUACAAAUUCAAUUUACAAAUACCAUUGAUUGAUAAAACCAGUGAUUAAUUACUAGUGAUUAAUAAAAUUUUUUAUUUAUGAUAGAGAUUAUUGAAGUUAAGACUUUCUAUAUUAUAUUCGCUAGAUAUAAAUUUGUUGAAAAGUUUUAUUGUAUAAUAUAUAAAAAUGAGAUUUGUAAAUUCGAAAUGAAAUCUUAUCAAUUUAUUGAGAAUUGUACCAUAUCAGAAAAAUGUAUAUAUACAUAUGUAUAUGACAGGAUUUAAUAUAGAGUUUGUUUUUUGUAAGACUACAAUUAUUAAUAUUGUUAUAUGUAGAUUACAUAUAUCAGGCCGGAAUAUUAUAUGAGGUUGCUAUAACAUGAAGAAAAAUUUACUGUAGAUCCAGAGCAAAUUAAGAUUGGUACAAAAGAAUGCUUUGAGAAACGU
Formica exsecta is the source of this 3038-nucleotide messenger RNA. RefSeq names its product ATP-binding cassette sub-family D member 3 (gene Pmp70). Gene Ontology annotation, cellular component: peroxisomal membrane. Gene Ontology annotation, biological process: fatty acid beta-oxidation; long-chain fatty acid import into peroxisome; peroxisome organization. NCBI's taxonomy places the organism in Eukaryota, Metazoa, Arthropoda, Insecta, Hymenoptera, Formicidae. The transcript has 12 exons. The record is from RefSeq and is a predicted model, not a curated record. The coding region runs from base 161 to 2158 and encodes 665 amino acids. Gene Ontology annotation, molecular function: ATP binding; ATP hydrolysis activity; ABC-type transporter activity.